AUGAAGUCGGUUAAUUCUAAAAAGACUAGAAAAUUAAAUACUUUUUACUUAGAAAAUAGACAACACGUUAAUUUGUCUGCUACAUCAAUCCAACAAUCUUCAACCGUUACUAAUGUUCUUUCUUCAAUUAACAACGAAAAAAACAACCAUAUGUACUACUUGCAAGCAAAAGAGAAUAGAAGACGGAGAAAAUUAUAUUUGGAUAAUAAGCGAUUGAAGGCAACAAAUAUAAGAUCCAGCAUUAUAAAUCCAUCAACUCCACAUGUCUUAAAAAACAUGGAUAGCUAUCAAUUUAAGAGCGUUGGUCUUCAAAAUGAAAAUGUUCAUUCAUAUAGAUCUCGAGGAAAUGAAAAUACGCCGUUACAAUUUUCUCCUUCAUACAUAAAUGUUAGAACUCCGUUAUCUAACAUUACAAAUGCUAACAUUGGUUUCAAUAACUACCCCACUUCAACGUUAGCAAAUAAAAGUAACUACUCUGUGCUUUCAAAAGAUAUGACAUCCAGAACUGCAUCUACAAUAUGUCAAUCUUCAUCAUCGAUCAUGUUAAAUCCAGGAUGUCAUAAAUUAAAAAGGAAAUCGAAACAUUUAUCUCCUAUUCCAUUAAUUGACCUAACAGCAGAUAUAGAAAAUAUACAUGAGGUCGUAUCUGAAAACUUAAUCGUUGGUAUUUCCAAAGAAUAUUUGGAUCAUGGUGAUCAGAUUGUUGUAUGCCAAACAUGUCGUGCAAAGUUAUGGACAAAUGAAUCCAUUAGAGGCAAACAAAAAAAGAGCACCAAUUUUUCAUUAUGUUGUGGUUAUGGCAAGGUUCAACUACCAGAUUUAAAAAAGGCACCACCAACUUAUGAAAGAAUGUUUCAAUCAAACGAUUGUAAAAGCAAAAACUUCAGGAAAAAUAUACGACGUUACAAUUCAAUGUUUUCUUUUACAUCGAUGGGUGGUAAGAUUGAUUCUUCAAUCAAUAGAGGAAAUGCUCCAUACAUUUUCAGACUUGGUGGCCAAAAUUAUCAUAGUAUUGGAAGUCUUUUACCAGCAAAAGGAUUGCAACCAAAAUUCUCUCAAUUAUACAUUUAUGAUACUGAUAAUGAAAAUUCAAAUAGGCAGAGAUGUUUUCGUGGGGAAAACCAACAAUCUACAUCAUUUGAUAAUGAUAUUAUUGAAGAAUUGAAGGUCAUGCUAGAUUCAAAUAAUGUUUUGGUUAGCUCUUAUAGAAUGGUAAGAGAUGCUUUUCAGAAAAAUCCUCACGUUGAUAUGAAGUUAAGAAUUAUCGGGAAAAGGAAUCGUGAUGGAAGAACAUAUAACCUACCAACUGCUUCUGAGGUUGCAGCUUUAAUUGUAGGUGACAUUUCAGAUUCGAUUGAAAAUAGAGAUAUCGUUGUUCAAACAAAAUCGGGUUUUCUACAACGUAUCAGUGAAUUGCAUCCUUCUUACCUUCCUCUCCAAUAUCCACUACUAUUUCCAUAUGGGGAUGAUGGUUAUAGUGUUGACAUUCUUCAUAGAGGAAUUACGGAUACAACCAACAGCAAGCGGGCAACAUGUACAAUGAGAGAAUUUUUCGCUUUUAGAAUUCAAGACAGGGAUCAUUCGUUCUCACUGAUUCUUAAUUCAAAAAGGUUGUUUCAACAAUUUCUGGUAGAUGCGUAUACUAUGAUUGAAAGUGAGAGAUUGCAUUACAUACGCAGACAACAACAUGUUCUUAGAUGCGAGUCUUAUGAGAAUUUACGUAAGCAAAAAGCUCAAGGAGCUACAAGUAUCUCCAACGUCGGACAACGUGUGAUAUUACCUUCAUCAUUUACUGGUGGUGCACGCUAUAUGCUUCAAAACUAUUUGGAUGCCAUGUCGUUAUGUAAAUGGUAUGGAUAUCCUGAUUUCUUCAUAACCUUUACGUGUAAUCCCAAAUGGCCAGAGGUGAAAAGGUUUCUUAAGGAUACUUCACUUCAACCAGAAGACAGACCUGAUAUACUAUGUAGGUUGUUCAAGAUCAAGCUUGAUGCAUUUAUUAAAGACUUAAGGAAGAAUCAUAUCUUCGGCAUAGUUCAAGCAGUUGUUUAUACAAUUGAAUUUCAAAAAAGAGGUUUGCCACAUAGUCAUAUAUGUCUAUUCAUGCAUUCUGACUACAAGCUACCCACUGUUGAAUUAAUCGAUCCCAUAAUAUCCGCCGAAAUACCAAACAAAGAUGAAGAUCCUGAAUUGUAUUCACUUGUGAAUGAGUUCAUGAUUCAUGGUCCAUGUGGAGCUGAAAAUAUCAAUUGCCCAUGCAUGGUGGACAAAAAGUGCUCUAAAAACUUUCCAAAGCAAUUCUGCAAUCAUACAUCUGUUGAUCAGGAUGGUUUUCCCUUAUAUAGGAGAAGAAACAAUGGUCAUUUUGUUGAAAAAUCAGGUGUCAAGUUGGAUAAUAGAAAUGUUGUCCCCUACAACAAAUAUCUAUUGAAAAGAUAUCAGGCACAUAUUAAUGUUGAAUGGUGCAAUCAGGGAUCGUCUAUAAAGUAUUUAUUCAAAUACAUAAACAAAGGACCAGAUAGAGCUACAAUUGCCGUUGUACGAAGCAACAAUGAUUGUGAUAAUCAUGAUGUGGUCGAUGAAAUAAAUGAAUAUUACGAUUGUAGAUAUUUAUCUGCAUGUGAAGCAUCAUGGCGAAUUUUUACAUAUGAUGUUCAUUACAGAUAUCCUUCUGUGGUUAGACUACCUUUUCAUCUUCCUGGUCAACAACAGAUUGUAUAUGGGGAAGACGAUGAUAUUGAUGAUGUUUUGGACAAACCUUCUGUUGCUGCUUCAAUGUUCACAGCUUGGAUGGAGUGUAAUGUAAUUUCAAGUGAUGCACGAAAACUUACGUAUGUUGAGUUUCCUACAAAGUUUGUUUGGAAUCGUAAGGAUAGGUUUUGGAAGCCUAGGGAAGUAGGAAAGUGCAUUGGUAGAAUUCAUUCGGUUUCACCUAAUCUAAAGGAAGCUUAUUUCUUAAGGAUUCUUUUAAAUAAGGUGAAAGGUCCGAGAUCAUUUGAAGAGAUUCGCACAGUAAAUGGUGAAGAAUAUUUGUCUUUUAGAGAUGCUUGUUAUGCUCUUGGGCUUUUGGAUGAUGACAAAGAAUACAUCGAUGCAAUUAAAGAAGCAAGUCAUUCUGGAUCUGGUUUUUAUCUACGAUUUUUAUUUGCCACAUUGUUAAUGUGUAACAGUAUGUCUAAACCAGAAGUUGUUUGGGAAAAUACAUGGGAAUAUUUGGCGGAUGGAAUUCUUUAUAAUCAACGACAGAGAUUAAAGUUAUCAGGCUUAACUCUUAGUGAAGAUCGGCUUAUGAACUUAACUCUAUACGAGAUAGAACAGAUUUUACUUCGUAACAACAACACUCUCAAAAAUUUUAAAAACAUGCCUUACCCGGACGUUGAUUAUGUUUCUUCUUCAAACAAUCGACUUAUCACCGAGGAGCUAGAUUAUGACAUUUCCAUUAUAAAGACUGAGUUUGACCGUAUGUUUCUUGCAUUAACAAAUGAGCAACGUGACAUUUUCCUUGAUAUCAUGGGUGCAGUUAAAAAAAAUAAAGGAGGUGUCUUCUUUGUUUAUGGUUAUGGUGGAACAGGUAAAACUUUUUUAUGGAAGACAAUAUCUGCAGCAAUUAGAUGUGAUGGUCAUAUCGUUUUAAAUGUUGCUUCAAGUGGAAUUGCUUCAUUAUUAUUGCCCGGAGGUAGAACAGCCCACUCUCGAUUUAUAAUUCCAUUUGAACUUACUGAGGAUUCUGUAUGUAAAAUAAAUCGAAAUAGUGAGCUCGCUAGCUUAUUGAGAAAAACAUCUUUGAUAAUUUGGGAUGAAGCACCUAUGGUCCAUAAGCAUGCAUUUGAAGCUUUAGAUCGAAGUUUAAAAGAUGUAUUGAGGUCUGAAAAUUCUACCGAGUUGAAUAUUCCAUUUGGAGGGAAAGUUAUUGUUUUUGGAGGAGAUUUCAGACAAAUUUUGCCUGUUAUUCCGGGUGGCAGCAGACAAAACAUUGUUAACGCUUCUUUAAGUUCUUCAUAUUUAUGGCAACAUUGCAAAAUCCAUAAGUUAACAAAAAACAUGAGGCUAACGGUUGGAAGGGAUCAGUCAGCUGUAGAAAAAAUAAAAGAUUUUGCAGAAUGGCUAUUGGAUAUAGGAGAAGGAAAACUUGGUGGUCAGAAUGACGGCGAAACGGUUAUUGAUAUUCCAGAUGAUAUUCUCAUUAGUGAUCCAAAGGAUCCUAUAGGUUCAUUAAUUGAGUUUGUAUAUCCUUCGAUUUUGGAUAAUUACAACGAUACAAGUUAUUUUCAAGAAAGAGCAAUACUAGCUCCAAAGAAUGAAGUGGUUCAGGAAAUAAAUGACCGUUUGCUAUUGAAGUUUCCAGGAGAUGAGGUUGAAUAUUUAAGUUUAGAUAGUAUAUGCCAAUCUGAAUUUGUCCAUGAUCAGUUUGAUGCAGAUUUAUACUCACCUGAUGUUUUAAAUGGUCUCAAAGUUUCGGGUCUACCAAAUCAUAAGUUAGUUUUAAAAAUCGGUGUUCCGGUUAUGUUACUAAGAAAUAUUGAUCAAAAAAAUGGCUUAUGUAAUGGAACAAGACUCCAAGUGCUAUCAUUGGGCAAACGUGUUAUCGAGGCACGUAUCUUAUCUGGAACUAAUAUUGGAAAUCGGACUUUUAUUCCAAGAAUGUCUUUAACGCCAUCAGAAAAAAAAAUUCCAUUCAAAUUCAAAAGAAGACAAUUUCCAUUGGCUGUAUGUUUUGCUAUGACUAUUAAUAAGAGUCAAGGACAAUCGUUAUCCAAGGUUGGCUUGUACCUCAAAGAUCCUGUUUUUUCACAUGGGCAAUUAUAUGUUGCCUUAUCUAGAGUUCAAAGCAGAGAGGGAUUAAAAUUGUUAAUUUUAGAUAAGGAUGGUAACCUAACCAAUAAAACUUCCAAUGUUGUUUAUAAGGAAGUUUUUGGUAAUUUAUAA
Lactuca sativa (garden lettuce) is the source of this 4923-nucleotide messenger RNA. RefSeq lists its product as uncharacterized. Gene Ontology annotation, molecular function: DNA helicase activity. The record is from RefSeq and is a predicted model, not a curated record. Lineage: Eukaryota; Viridiplantae; Streptophyta; Magnoliopsida; Asterales; Asteraceae. Gene Ontology annotation, biological process: DNA repair; telomere maintenance.